CCGAUCCCGAUUUCAAAAAAAAAUAUCUUGUGACCAAAAGCCUUCUUUUUAAGCUCAGAAAUUAUCAACAUUGCUGUUUGAUAUUAGUGAAGAAAAACUAAUGACAUGCUGACUAAUCGUCAUUCAUGAAGUAAAUGGCUAAAAUAGCUAUAAGUAUUUUUUGUGAAAUUUUAAGGGGGCGGGGAAAAUAUUUUCGGUAGCGAUAAGAAGUACUUCAGAGACUGCGUUACAAUUGUACCAGGAAACGUAUAAUCAAGAUCGAAUGUUUGAUGUAAUUUAACAAACGCGAUGUCAGAUGACCCACAAACCAAGUGCUGAUUUGAUAAGAAUCAUUUUAGCGGGAGGCACUGGCAGGCUACCAUGUCUACGCCGGUAACGGAGGCUGCCAAUCCCAUCACAAACAAAAUAGAUGUGGCUAGUCCACUAGAGAUAGUUUCUCUACUUCAUAAAUGUGACCAAGAAAUAUUUGACGGUUGGAAUGAGUAUAAAAGUUUAUUUGAUGUAGAAGUUUUGGUCACCUUGGACAAACUGAUCAAUGUUGCUGGUUCCAUAUUACAGAAUCCUGCAACAGGUCUUAUAGUGUUGAGUGGAUGUGGAACUUCGGGCAGGAUGGGUUUCAUAACAGCAAGGACUUUCAAUGGCAAGCUGUCUGAGUUGUCCAAGGUGCCAUGUUUUAAAUACCUCAUAGCAGGGAGGGACAAAGCUCUGUUUACCUCACAGGAAGCUCCAGAGGAUGACCCUAACUGUGGAGUGGAAAUGUUAAAAGAGGCAACAGUUGGAAAGAAGCAGGUCCUGUUUAUUGGCAUUACAUGUGGGUUGUCUGCCCCUUAUGUUGGAGGCCAGCUGCAGCACUGCCUGGAUAACCUGGACGUGUUCACUCCUGUGGUGCUUGGCUUCAAUCCCACCAACUUAGCAAGAAAUAAUGCAAUAGAAAAGUGGGAUACAACAUUUUUACAAGUGGUGAACAAAAUGGAAGAAAUGAAAGCAAUCAGUAAAGUGUUCAUCUUGAAUCCUGUUGUAGGGCCUGAACCAAUUACUGGAUCAAGUCGAAUGAAGAGCGGGUCAGCAACUAAAAUCCUUUUGGAAACCAUCUUUGCAGGUGCUACUUUGUCUGCCUUGUCUGUGGAUCGGCCAUGGCAGACAGAAUCUUUCCUUCGGUGCUAUCAAGUUGUUUGCAAUGAGCUUUAUACUAAAGAGAACAUGAAAAAAGUUGCUCAAAUAGUGGAACUUGCAGGAACUAGUUUGAAGUCAAAUGGCAGUAUAUAUUAUGCUGGUGAGAAUACCCUUGGAAUCAUGGGAAUGAUUGAUGCUUCAGAGUGUCCACCAACAUACGGAGCUUCUCUUUCUGAUGUGAGGGGAUUUUUGGAUGGAGGCUACAAAUCAUUCAGGAACAAUGAUGGGGACCUCAGUUAUCUUGGAGUGCAUUUCCAGAUUUCAUUUGAUAAUAUGGUAAAGGACAUAUUACCUUUUGUGAAGCCAAAUGAUCUUGUGAUUUACCUAUCUAGAGAUGGUAAAGUAGAUGAAAAGAUGACAAAUUGCCUCUGCAAAAAAGCCCUAAUAUCUUUUGCCAGUAACUCUCACACAAGAAUUUCAACAGAUGUAGAAGUCCAGAUAUCUCUGCCAAAAGAAAACCUUGCCUCCCUGAUCGGCGAGAAGGCUGUUCACCAGUUCUCCAUGUUGUUUGAGGAGAUCAGUGCAAAGUGGAUUUGUAAUGCCAUCACAACAGGUGCUCACAUCAUGAAGGGAAAAGUUUUCCAGAAUAUCAUGGUGGACCUCAAAGUCAGCAACAACAAGUUGUUUCACAGAGCUGUUGGCAUUAUAAAGAGAUUUUCUGGCCUGUCAACAGAACAAAGCAGGGACUACCUGCUUCAGUCUAUUUAUGGCACAGACAGCAUGUCAGAGGAAAUCAAAAACCGCCCCAUAUCUAGUCACAUAGAAACUGCCACACCUCUUUCUCAGGUUGUACCCCGAGCUUUGUUGUCAGCCAUUCUGCUUUGCAGUAUAUCAGAGUCUCAAGAACUGUUAGACAAAGAACCAGUGAUACAGAGGGUUAUAUCUCGGACACUGUCUGGAGAACAGAAGUAGAAAAAGACUAUAUUUCUUUCUAGUAAAUCUUGCCACUUUUUAUGUCUACUACAGUUGGUGUAUCUGUAUUGCUUAUAAUCAGGUAUAUGUAUUUUAACACAACAGUCCCUAGAAUAAUUGAUUACCGGGUAUAGAGCUGAAUAUCAUGUUUACUCCAAUCAAAUGAUUUCAUUUACUGUGAUGGUCAUUGUUUUAUUAUUUACAUGUUUUAUGAUUGAUUUAAAACCUUGGAAAAUUA
Messenger RNA from Ostrea edulis (European flat oyster), 2323 nucleotides. RefSeq names its product glucokinase regulatory protein-like. Gene Ontology annotation, cellular component: mitochondrion; nucleoplasm; cytosol. The coding region runs from base 361 to 2085 and encodes 574 amino acids. NCBI's taxonomy places the organism in Eukaryota, Metazoa, Mollusca, Bivalvia, Ostreida, Ostreidae. Gene Ontology annotation, molecular function: enzyme binding; fructose-6-phosphate binding; enzyme inhibitor activity. The transcript is spliced from 20 exons. The record is from RefSeq and is a predicted model, not a curated record. Gene Ontology annotation, biological process: response to fructose; negative regulation of glucokinase activity; carbohydrate derivative metabolic process.